Molecule: messenger RNA, 1612 nt
Organism: Phyllopteryx taeniolatus (common seadragon)
Lineage: Eukaryota; Metazoa; Chordata; Actinopteri; Syngnathiformes; Syngnathidae
Gene: bcap29
Product: B cell receptor associated protein 29
Exons: 8
Coding region: 124-852 (242 amino acids)
Biological process (GO): intracellular protein transport; endoplasmic reticulum to Golgi vesicle-mediated transport
Cellular component (GO): endoplasmic reticulum membrane; endoplasmic reticulum
Source: RefSeq, a predicted model, not a curated record
GCGCUACUCAAGUGAUUGACACAUGAGAGUGUUGUGUAGCAGCUGUUAGGGUUAGGCGUGUGUGUGUGUCCAUGGAAUUUUCUGGACGUGCUGUGAUCACACAACUUUUGGAAAGAGACCAGGAUGACUCUUCAGUGGACAGCAGUGGCCUUCUUCCUCUAUGCAGAGAUAGCCGUCAACCUCAUCCUGUGUGUCCCAUUCAUAUCAGCACAGAGAUGGCGUUUGGUUUUCAAUUGGAGAAUAUGGAAAUGGUUAUCACCUUACUGGAACAAGUGCUUCUUCACCAUGAUCAUGGUUCUUAUGGUUCUUUUCUUUGAUGCUGCCCGCGAGGUGCACAAGUAUUCAAGCCCCGAACCCAUGCAAGAAGCUAAGGUGAACUCCAAUCUCUUCGACCAUCUUCACAUGAGGCUCUUCAGAGCUCAGCGCAACCUCUACAUCUCAGGCUUCUCGUUCUUCCUGUGGCUUGUCAUGCAGCGGGUAAUCAUCUUGCUCAACCAGGUGGCUGUCUCUGUGGAGAACAAUGCAGGUCUUCAAGCACAGAUGGAGAACACUGCCAAAGCUGCCAAACAGCAUCAAGAGCACAAUCGUGUACUCAAACAAACUCUCUAUGAUGAGGAAAAAGUCAUUUCAGAAAAGAAUCAGCAGCUGAAGCUUGAAGUUGAGAGCCUGUCCAGUCAGCUGAAGAUGGCAGAAGAAGUCCUGCUUGUGUGUGCAGCUGUGCACAAGUCCCACACUGAAGUGGAGGCCAUGAACAGGCAGGCCAAAGGUCUGGCUAAGGAGUACGAACGACUGCUGAGCGACCAUCAUCAGCUCCAGAAUCUUGAGAGUGCUGAAGACAAAAAAAUCCAAUGAUAAACGGGGAAGGAUACUGCCAAUUCUUUAAGUGGACAUAUUAUGGAAAAUUUACUUUUUAUUGUUUGUAUAUAGAUAGAAAGGGAACUUAUAUUAUAUUAUGAGUUACAAGCCGCCACUUCAUUGAUUUUUUUGCUUCGUGUUGCAAGCCAAAAUCUUGAGUUACGAGUAAGCUUCAGAUACAUUGCUGCUCAAGUGAAGAGAAAAAUAAUGGAUAUGUUGGGGUACUGUAAAACCAUUUACAGAACAAGACAAACAGUCAAACACACAAAUACAAAAUGAGAAACACUCACAAGGACCUGCUGUAGGGCACAACUCACAUUCAGACCCUCACACGCAGACUAAGCAGCCAACCUGACUCCAGCUCCUGACGUCACUCAUUAGACCACGCCACUUGAAGGCACACAUCCAACACAUGAAUACUACAGUAUUCUUAUAGAUAUUACACUUUAUAAAACCAGUUUAUUUCAGUCCUUUGUAUUGUUUAUGUUUUGAUUCAAUGCAGUGCUAUUUUUCUUUUUUAAUCAAAAACAAGUAAGGAAAACGUGGAGUUUUGGUGGGGCUGGAAUGGACGUCAUUUCAAUUCAUUUCAAUAGGGAAAAUUUAUUUUAUAUGCAGCACGAAUAAAGUGGGUUACCAUCUUACCAGCUUGGUCAUGGAACAAAUGAAACUUGUAACUCAAGGUACUGUAGUUGGUUUUGUUCACUGGAGUGCCUGAUAAGCCAUCAAGUGUGAAAUUAAACAACCAAGUCAAUCUUUU